Messenger RNA from Paramacrobiotus metropolitanus, 1859 nucleotides. Its product is annotated as serine/threonine/tyrosine-interacting-like protein 1. The transcript is spliced from 9 exons. Gene Ontology annotation, molecular function: protein phosphatase binding; pseudophosphatase activity; protein phosphatase inhibitor activity. Gene Ontology annotation, cellular component: mitochondrion. The record is from RefSeq and is a predicted model, not a curated record. NCBI's taxonomy places the organism in Eukaryota, Metazoa, Tardigrada, Eutardigrada, Parachela, Macrobiotidae. Gene Ontology annotation, biological process: positive regulation of intrinsic apoptotic signaling pathway; negative regulation of cytoplasmic stress granule assembly. The coding region runs from base 125 to 1603 and encodes 492 amino acids.
UCAUUCAGCAAUCCUUGACGGAAAUUUGCAUAAGCUUCUAACGCUACAAAAACUUCACGAAAACCAGUAGUAUUCCUCUUCCUCUUACUCUCACAAGCAAUCGCAGCUUUUUUUCAAUAUUAAAAUGAAUUGGAUAUAUCCUGUAGAGGCGUACAAUAAAAUAAAUUUAGUUUACGGCAAUUUAACGUGUUUAUCCCGUCCGCAUUAUAUGCUGAUUUUUGAUAUUAGACCGGAGGAUGAGUACGAUAGCGGACAUGUACCAACGGCCAAAAGACUUGCAAAGACGAAAGCAAAAGGAUGGCACACACUCGACGGGCUUGAUGACCUUUCAUAUAAGCAAACAAUUUUGCUGUAUGACAUGAAAUCAAAUUCAUCUUCUGCUACCGAUACCCUAAUCGAUGCAGCGAACGAUAUAUGGGCUCGUCUGCAUGGAAGCCAAAAUCAAAAUACGGUCUGCUUGUUAAAUGGAGGAUUCGAAAAAUUCACGGAAUUUUACCCAAACUGCAAAUCAUAUCAGAGCACAAACACACGAGCGGAAUUAAGCAGAAUUCAAGUGCUCCCUUUGCAUAUUCCUAUCGAUAGAAAUGAUUUGGGUCGGCUGUGCUUCUGCGCUUCUGACACAUUUGUAUCCGACAGAUCCAUGCAUAUUAUGGCGGAUAUCGAUGCUCACGUUAGCUGUUCCGUCAUUCGCGACAAAACGUUCGGAUUCAGUGCACACGAAGACGAGCGUGUCUAUUAUUGUGUGUUGGAGAAUGCAUCGGAUAAUGACUGCAGCGCUAUGGGGUGCAAUUUAAGAGAACUGCAUAAUGUGUGUUUGUUCGCCGAGUCUCAUUUGAAGGAACAAAGGAACGUCCUAAUAUAUGGCGAACCUGAGAGCUGUGUGGCCGCAGCAGUUAUUGUUGCGCUUUUGUUGAAAUUGACAAACAUGGGCGUAGAGGCUGCCUACAGUCACCUUUGCCGCUGUUGUCCAUCAGUCGCGCUGGACUGCGCUUCGGAAAAGGUCUUAACGGGAUUUCAGCACAAUUGGAUCAAUAAUCCUGAAUUUCAAUCAAACGUACCAUUUAUGCCCGAAGUCAGCCGUGCUCAAUCGAUCCUAACGCCUAAUGUCGAUUCGUCGUCAAAUUUCACCACAGGACACGACGCAUCGGUUGUGGCUUCGAAAAUGAACUCGACUGGUUCAAACAAACACUCGGCGGCAGGAAACGGAAAGUCGACUGAAAGCAACGUUGUCGAGAGCACAACGAAACGUCUAAGUGGAAACGAAUGCAAAGCCAACGAAAGAAACGGCGACGAUUGUAAAUUACGAGUGUCAAGGGAAGAAAUAAGGUUGCUGGAAGAAGAGAUUCAAUGGAAAAUUUUUCAUGAGCAGCGAAAUUCCCCAGUUUUCAAUACCUUUACUGUGCUGGAAAAGGGAUGCCUGGAGCAAAUUCAUGAUAAAAUCAAGCGUCUCUCAUCGCUAAAAGCGCCGAUCGUGUUUGAACGCAAAGUCCUGCCAAAAGCGGAUACCCGCGUGACCUCUAUGGGAAUGUCACAAGCGCAGCAACGUUCCGCUGACAGCCUCAACGAUGUUGAUGUGGAGAUCCAUGCAGCUGCUUCUGACUAAUCAGCAGUCAGCUAAAUGCGCUGAACACGUACCACUGUGUUCAAAAUUCAAUUGACUGCAUAAUUAUGCGUGUUUCAUGUCAAAAAGGUGUAACAAAACAUUGAUAUUUGAGGUGCAUUUUGAAUUUUUUCUUUCGAUUAUCGGUUUGUGGGCUGCCGGGAAAGGUAGGGACGGCGUAAUGAAACUGAAAUGUUAACAGUUACAAACAGCCAUCAGCUGCAAUUACAGUACAAAUAUGACAUUGUAGUGUCAAAUA